AUGCUGCGGAGGAUUCUGGCUUCCCCGGGCCCCGCCUCCGGCCUCCUGGGCCGCCGUUUGCCGGGCCUGCCGCUCUUGGCAGCGCCUGCCCGCGGCCGGAAAUCCCGCACGGACCCCCCGGCCAAAUCCAAGGCCGGCAGGAUCAAUACGCCGCCGCCCGUCGACCCGGCCGAGCUGCUGGUGGUGAAGGAGCGUUACCGCCGUUACGCGAGCAUUCUGAGCUCGCUGAGGGCCGAGUUCAAACAUGCGGUGGUGAUGCGGCGCUACGAGGAGAAGUUUGGCCAGCUGCGGGCACAGAGGAAGCAGGCAGCCGAGGAGGAGCACCGGCAGCUGAUGGCCUUUAACGACGCCGAGAACCAGCGUCUCCAGCAACGGAGGGAGGUUCGCCUACGAAGGGAAGAAGCUGCAGAGAAGGAGCGGCGUCUGCGUGGGGCUCAGAAACACGCUGACUUUUUGGAGGAAUUCCUCAAGGAAAGGGAGAGAGAGGUGCUCCAGCUACAGGAGGACGCCAAAAACUUCAUCACCCCCGACAACCUGGACGAGAAGAUCGAGGAGUGCUUGAACAACCCCCGCAACUAUAAUUUCGCCGUCGACAAGGAUGGCCGGGUGGCGAAGCGGACCGCUCUGUCUUAG
Molecule: messenger RNA, 633 nt
Organism: Euleptes europaea (tarantolino)
Lineage: Eukaryota; Metazoa; Chordata; Lepidosauria; Squamata; Sphaerodactylidae
Gene: MRPS26
Product: mitochondrial ribosomal protein S26
Exons: 4
Coding region: 1-633 (210 amino acids)
Cellular component (GO): mitochondrial small ribosomal subunit
Source: RefSeq, a predicted model, not a curated record